GCUAGUCUGCCUGGGAAGAGGGGAAUUCCGACUGAAUGAGUGGAAGAGCUGCAUGUUAAAGGGCAUUUUUAUUUCCAUUUGUGCAGGCCUCUGCCAGCAACCUGCGUUAAAGAACAACCAGCAACUCCUGUGGUCUGACUCCCUUCAUCAACCGAACACAUCAAGAAGGACACUGUGGGAGGCUGUUGACUCAGGAACGUGGCACCUUGAAACUUGUGAUCCUGUGAUGUUAGACGGGAAGGCUUGGAACCGAGCUUGCUUCCACCUUUUGGUGUUUGCAUUAUGUGGAGUCAUGGCUCACUGCCAGUCUCAAAGCAAAGGCUUUUCAAAGCAGCAGACUCUCUUUUUGGUUGGAAAAACUGGCUCUGGAAAGAGUGCAUCAGGAAACACCAUCUUGGGCCACUCUGUGUUUAGAGAAGACGCCUCGGCUGAGUCGGUGACAAAAACCUGUGAGAAACGAGAACGACUGGAAGGAGACAGGAACAUCGUGGUGAUCGACUCCCCGGGAAUAUUUGACACAGAUAAAACACAAGUGCAACUCAAAGAAGACAUUGAGCAGUGUGUUAAGCUGUCAGUUCCUGGGCCUCAUGCUUUUUUGUUAGUUAUAAACUUAAAGUCGAGAUUCACAAAAGAGGAAAAGGACACUGUGAAGUGGAUCCAGGAUAACUUUGGCUCUGCUGCUGCUACUUACACCAUAGUCCUGUUCACUCAUGCUGACUUGUUGAGAGGUAAAUCUGUUGAGGACUAUGUGGCAGAAAGCAAACAACUACAAACUCUAAUACAUCAAUGUGGAGGAAGAUACCACUCGUUAAUCAAUGGGCAGAGUUCAGACAGAAAACAGGUCACAGAACUUCUGGAUAAAAUAGAUGAAAUGGUUCAAAUAAAUGGGGGAGACCAUUACACCAACAGUAUGUACUACAAGGCCCAGAGGGAACUGGAGGAGGAAGAGGUAAGAGCAUGGUGGGAGGAAGAAGAGAGAAAAAGACAGGCAGAGAGGGAAAGGUGUACAAAUGAAUAUGAAAGAGAGAGACAGAAGGAUAGAGAGAAGAGGGAGAGAGAUGAAAAGUUCCGUUUUAGGUGUAAACUAUUAAGUCUUACUGCCAAGGGAUUGAUGAUGACAAACAAUUUCUACCUUGUGAAAAUAGGAGGUGCUGUUGAUUUCUUUGUUGCUGACUGUGAACUCAUAGGCUCUGUAUUUUCUUAAAGCAGUAGAAAAUGUGUCUAAAUGAACCAAUAUAUAUUGAUCACUUGGUGAACACAACGGUGCAUGUUUAACAGUAAUCGUGCUGGUAACACUGGUAGCUGACGAUAUCUAAUUUACAGAAUACAGACACAUAAAAUCCACCCCUUGCAUGUGUAUAGUCAAUAUGAACAAUUCAGGCUCUGUGUUUUGGGUUUUUCCUUCUUAGUUGUUCAUUUUUAAUUAAUAUUAUUUUGUGCAUAUGAACACAAGUUUCAUCAACGUUACACAGCACUGCUCUUAGUUAUCCCGACACAACUCGUGCACAGUUUAUGCUCUUCUUCAUCUCAGUCAGAAAUGUGCCAAACUUGUCAUUAAACUGGUGAACAUGUUUCAGUCUCUGCAGAACUGUUUAUUUAUACUUUCUUAAUUUUUUAAAAAUCUGACCACCGUCGUAAUCUUUUGUUAUCGUCUCUAUGAGUAAUUGAUAAAAUUAUAACAUUUCAUGUGAGAAAUUUUACAUAUGAAAGCUGAAAAUAAUAUUACAUUUGUAUCAAGUGGCUUCCUAAAAAUGGGGUAAGUUUCUUCUUAGCAACAACUUUCAAAAACAAUGUACUAUUUUCUUUCAAUGCAUUGUUUCUUUCCAUUUUAUGGGUUUAAUCUAAGCUGGAGUGACAGUGUCUUUGUUAUAGAAAUCCCAAAUGAUUGAUGUCAGUUUUGUUGCAUUGUUUUAAGACAUUCUCAUUUGAAUUUGCUUCUUCCUACAUUUCCUAUACAAUUA
This is a messenger RNA of Xiphophorus couchianus (Monterrey platyfish), 1961 nucleotides long. RefSeq names its product GTPase IMAP family member 4-like. Gene Ontology annotation, molecular function: GTP binding. Lineage: Eukaryota; Metazoa; Chordata; Actinopteri; Cyprinodontiformes; Poeciliidae. The record is from RefSeq and is a predicted model, not a curated record. The transcript is spliced from 4 exons. The coding region runs from base 53 to 1204 and encodes 383 amino acids.